Hibiscus syriacus is the source of this 754-nucleotide messenger RNA. RefSeq lists its product as uncharacterized. The record is from RefSeq and is a predicted model, not a curated record. Bases 284 to 739 code for a protein of 151 amino acids. NCBI's taxonomy places the organism in Eukaryota, Viridiplantae, Streptophyta, Magnoliopsida, Malvales, Malvaceae. The transcript has 4 exons.
UUGUUGGGCCUCAUGGGCUAAUCUUCCUCAUUUCAUUUUCUCAGUUGUCUCAAAAGCCUCUCGAGCCUUCUGCGAAAAAAAUUCAAGCUUCAGCUUGCUACGAUCCCCAGUUGCUGCAGGUGGUUUUUACUGACAGAAGGUUAAUUUUCCUAGGCAAUGUGUUGAGAGCUUCUGUUAUUCUAUUUUAAAUUGCUUUUUUAUUUGUGGUUUAAGCUUUUGGAGUGUUUUUUGUUUUAAUUCAUAAACUUGUUAGGUAAGUAUAUUAUAUCGUUUUCUAGGUAACAUGAAUAGGUUUGGUCAAACCUUGAAGAUAAAGAUCGCUGAAAUUCAGAGGGCAAGGAAAAGAAGGAAUCCCAAGAAGGAUCAAUUGUUUGUGGAGGUUCCCGAAUCGAGAUCCUUUCUAGAUACGGCAACGCUGCUGAUGGUUCUUGCUGUAGCUGGAAUUGCAUUGUUUGCGAAGCUGCUCAUGAUGAAUGAUGAAUCGAAGUCCCAGGAAAUGAUCGAGCGAAAGAUAAAGAAUGCUCCUCCUGGUCAAGGCACGGUCAGGAUGCUUACUCGUGAGGAGUGGGAAGAAAUCAGAGAAGUCAGACCAAGAACUCCUUUUGAAUCCAAGCUUGCUCGUCCAAAUGCAAAAAUAAGAACCGGAGAGCCAUUGCAUAUGGAGGACUUGAAGAAUUGGACAAUUGAUGUUCUCACAGAUGCAGUAACGCGAGCUGAAAACUGUUUGAAACGUAAGUAGAACUGAUAUCACGCU